Messenger RNA from Serinus canaria (Common canary), 4351 nucleotides. RefSeq names its product karyopherin subunit beta 1 (gene KPNB1). Bases 61 to 2691 code for a protein of 876 amino acids. Gene Ontology annotation, molecular function: small GTPase binding; nuclear import signal receptor activity. Gene Ontology annotation, biological process: protein import into nucleus. Gene Ontology annotation, cellular component: nucleus; cytoplasm. The transcript is spliced from 22 exons. NCBI's taxonomy places the organism in Eukaryota, Metazoa, Chordata, Aves, Passeriformes, Fringillidae. The record is from RefSeq and is a predicted model, not a curated record.
CUCCCCUUCCCCUCCUCCUCCUCCUCCUCCCGCCGGCGCCGGAGCCGCCACGCCGCCGCCAUGGAGCUCAUCACCAUCCUAGAGAAGACGGUCUCGCCGGACUGCUCGGAGCUCGAGGCGGCGCAGAAGUUCCUGGAGCAGGCGGCCAUCGAGAACCUGCCCACCUUCCUGGUGGAACUGUCCAAAGUGCUGGCCAACCCCGGGAACAGCCAGGUGGCACGCGUGGCCGCGGGGCUGCAGAUCAAGAACUCGCUGACCUCCAAGGACCCCGACAUCAAGGCGCAGUACCAGCAGAGAUGGCUCGCCAUCGACGCCAACGCCCGCAGGGAGGUCAAGAACUUCGUGCUGCAGACGCUGGGCACCGAGACGUACCGGCCCAGCUCGGCGUCGCAGUGCGUGGCCGGCAUCGCCUGCGCCGAGAUCCCCAUGAACCAGUGGCCCGAGCUGAUCCCGCAGCUGGUGGCCAACGUCACCAACCAGCACAGCACCGAGCACAUGAAGGAGUCCACGCUCGAGGCCAUCGGCUACAUCUGCCAGGACAUUGAUCCAGAGCAGCUCCAGGACAAAUCCAAUGAAAUCCUGACUGCCAUAAUCCAGGGAAUGAGAAAGGAGGAGCCCAGCAACAAUGUGAAGCUUGCAGCUACCAACGCACUCCUGAACUCUUUGGAAUUCACCAAAGCAAACUUUGACAAAGAGUCUGAAAGGCACUUUAUUAUGCAAGUAGUCUGUGAAGCCACACAGUGUCCAGACACAAGGGUACGAGUGGCUGCCUUACAGAACCUGGUGAAGAUAAUGUCCCUUUAUUAUCAAUAUAUGGAGACCUACAUGGGGCCUGCCCUCUUUGCUAUCACGAUCGAGGCCAUGAAAAGCGACAUAGACGAGGUGGCUCUGCAGGGCAUCGAGUUCUGGUCCAACGUGUGCGACGAGGAGAUGGACCUGGCCAUCGAGGCCUCCGAGGCAGCAGAACAAGGACGGCCCCCAGAGCACACCAGCAAGUUCUAUGCCAAGGGGGCACUGCAAUAUUUGGUCCCUAUUCUAACCCAGACCUUAACAAAACAGGACGAGAACGACGACGACGACGACUGGAACCCCUGCAAGGCGGCAGGGGUGUGCCUGAUGCUGCUGGCCACGUGCUGCGAGGACGACAUCGUCCCCCACGUGCUGCCCUUCAUCAAGGAGCACAUCAAGAACCCCGACUGGCGGUACCGCGACGCCGCCGUCAUGGCCUUCGGCUGCAUCCUGGAGGGGCCCGAGCCCAACCAGCUCAAACCUCUCGUCAUUCAGGCCAUGCCGACGCUGAUCGAGCUGAUGAAGGAUCCCAGCGUGGUGGUCAGGGACACGACGGCCUGGACCGUGGGCAGGAUCUGCGAGAUGCUGCCCGAGGCCGCCAUCAACGACAUCUACCUGGCGCCGCUGCUGCAGUGCCUGAUGGAGGGGCUGAGCGCCGAGCCCAGGGUGGCCACCAACGUCUGCUGGGCCUUCUCCAGCCUUGCUGAAGCUGCCUAUGAAGCUGCAGAUGUGGCUGAUGAUCAGGAAGAACCAGCAACCUACUGCCUGUCCUCCUCCUUUGAGCUGAUUGUGCAGAAACUGCUGGAGACUGCAGACAGACCUGAUGGACACCAGAAUAACUUGAGGAGUUCUGCCUAUGAAUCCCUGAUGGAAAUAGUGAAAAACAGUGCCAAGGACUGUUAUCCUGCUGUCCAAAAAACCACCCUGGUCAUCAUGGAGAGGCUCCAGCAAGUGCUGCAGAUGGAGUCUCACAUCCAGAGCACCUCUGACAGAAUCCAGUUCAACGACCUCCAGUCCCUCCUCUGUGCUACUCUACAGAACGUGCUGCGGAAGGUGCAGCAUCAGGACGCGCUGCAGAUCUCAGACGUGGUGAUGGCGUCGCUGCUCAGAAUGUUCCAGAGCACGGCCGGCUCCGGGGGCGUGCAGGAGGACGCCCUGAUGGCCGUCAGCACCCUGGUGGAAGUCCUGGGUGGAGAAUUCCUGAAGUACAUGGAUGCCUUCAAACCUUUCCUUGGGAUUGGGCUGAAAAACUACGCUGAGUACCAGGUCUGCCUGUCAGCAGUGGGGCUGGUGGGGGACCUGUGCCGAGCCCUGCAGUCCAACAUCCUCCCCUUCUGCGACGAGGUGAUGCAGCUGCUCCUGGAGAACCUGGGGAACGAGAACGUGCACAGGUCGGUGAAGCCGCAGAUCCUCUCGGUGUUCGGGGACAUCGCCCUGGCCAUCGGGGGCGAGUUCAAGAAGUACCUGGACGUGGUGCUCAACACCCUCCAGCAGGCAUCCCAGGCCCAGGUGGACAAGUCCGACUACGACAUGGUGGAUUACCUGAACGAGCUGCGGGAGGGCUGCCUGGAGGCCUACACGGGCAUCAUCCAGGGCCUCAAGGGAGACCAGGAGAACGUGCACCCUGACGUGAUGCUGGUGCAGCCCAGGGUGGAGUUCAUCCUGUCCUACAUCGACCACAUCGCGGGGGACGAGGAUCACACGGACGGGGUGGUGGCCUGCGCCGCCGGGCUCAUCGGGGAUUUGUGUACAGCUUUUGGGAAGGAUGUGCUGAAAUUAGUAGAAGCCAGACCCAUGAUCCACGAACUGCUAACGGAAGGGAGGAGAUCCAAGACGAACAAAACGAAAACCCUCGCCACCUGGGCCACGAAAGAGCUGAGGAAACUCAAGAACCAAGCUUGAUCUGUUACCAUUGGGACAACACCUGAGGACCCCCACUGGAUAAAAAACCAACAACAACACCAAGAAAACAAAGGAAAAAUCUCCAAUCUCCACGAAACCCCCCCAAAGCCCCGGGAGUGAGGACGUGUGCGGAGUGUCUGGGAAUGAGAGGAUGCUGAGGAUGAGUGAGUGAGGCUCGGAACAAAAAUCCCAACCUUUGGUGACCCCCGGCAUCCAGGAGGGAAUUCUGUGCCCCAAAAGUUCCAAAAUAAAAAGGGGGAAAAAGCAAAAUUCCCACCAGCCCAAGAGCGGCUGAGGUCGGAGGAGAAAAUGAGGGAAAAACGGGGGAAAUUGGGAUUGAAGUGGUGCUGAGAGGUUCUGGCUGGGAGAGAGAGAGCGAGAGAGAGGUGGGAAACUGGGAAUUGCCCAGGAUUUGGGAUUCCCCAGGGUUUGGGAUUUCCAACAUUUGGGAUUCCCAGGGUUUGGGAUUCCCAGGGUUUGGGAUUUCCCAGGGUUUGGGAUUUCCCAGGAUUUGGGAUUUCCCGGGAUUUGGGAUUUCCAACAUUUGGGAUUUCCCAGGGUUUGGGAUUUCCAGGAUUUGGGAAUCUCUGGGAUGAGGCAAAUCCCAAAGGAGAGAGAAGGAGUUUCAGGAGGAGUGAGUGUGUGUGAGUGGGGUCAUAUCCACAUUCUCAACUUCCCAAAAAAAAAAAAAAAAAAAAAAAAAUUCAUUGCAGUUUCUCUUUUUUUUUUUUUUUUCCCCAAAACCACAAAAAAAAUUCCGGGGAAAAAAAAAAACAAAAACAAAAGACAGAAAAAAAAAAGGACAAAAAAAAUCUAAACUCUACAGAAUUUAAGGGUUCAGCUGUUGCAUUUCAUAACUGAGGUUCAGGCAGUAAGAGAUGGGGAAGACAAAGUAGAAAAGAGGGGAAAAAAAAGGACAAAAAACAAACAAAAAAAAAAGAAAUUUAAGGAAAGUCGCUUUUUUUAGGGAUUUUAUUUUUAGGGAAUGCUGAAUGUUUGGAGCUCUUGGCUUGUCCUGCUCAGCAACAAAAGCGCCUUUCCUUCCUGAAAGAUUCAACUGUGAAUGUAGAAAUGGGGGAAAAACACAAUUCUGGGCUUGCAGGGAAUAGAAAAAUCCAUUUGUUCAGCGAGUUCAGGCUUCAAAAAGUCCAAAAAAAGAAAGUCAGGAAAAAAAAUUAAACCCCAGAUUUUUUUAUGAAAAAGUGCUGCAAAUUGGGCAAAGAGAUCUCCUGACUCGGACUGUAGCAGAAUCAAAAUUGUGCCAAAGAGUUCAAAAAGAGGUGAAAAAAGAAAAUGAAUUCAAUAAAAAGAUGCACAAAACGAAGGAGAAAUUGAAAAAAUUCAGGUGAUGUUUGGAGAGGGAAUUGGAAAAAGAGCCACGAAAAGUGGGAUUCCCAGCAGUUUAUUUGGAAUGAUUUGGGGUUUCUUUUGCUUUUCCGGGGCUCCAUUCGGAUCAGGCUCGAUGUGGUUUUUGGUCUCUUGCUGCACUUGGAAAAACACAAGGAAAAAAUAAAAAACAUGAAAAAAAAAAGGAAAAAAAAAGAAAUUUAUAUAAAAGAUAUAAAUAUAUAACUUGAGUUGAGCUGACAACGCCGGCGCUUGUAAAAGGUUUCUAUUUUUCCACUGCAGUUGAAGAUGAAUAAAAUGGUGUCAAACAUUC